Pogona vitticeps (central bearded dragon) is the source of this 3650-nucleotide messenger RNA. Lineage: Eukaryota; Metazoa; Chordata; Lepidosauria; Squamata; Agamidae. The record is from RefSeq and is a predicted model, not a curated record.
UUUCCCUCCCUCCUCCAGUUUCCGUUUGGUCGCCGUUUGCCCUGUGAUAUUUACUGGCACGCUGUGUCGUUUCACGAUAACGCCAUCGACUCGGGCCUCGUCAACAAAUUUCCAGGGAUGGCGGAAAUGGUGCGGAAGAUUACUCUGAGCCGGGCUAUGAGGACCAUGCAGGAGCUUUUCCCCGACGAGUAUGACUUUUACCCGCGCUCUUGGAUCCUGCCCGAGGAGCUGGCCAUCUUCCUGACAGAGAUCCACAUGAUCAAGGAGACCAACCCCACGUGGAAGCCCACCUUCAUUGUGAAACCGGACGGAGGGUGUCAGGGGGACGGGAUUUACCUCAUCAAAGACCCCAGCGAUGUCCGGAUGACCGGGACCCUCCAGACCAGGCCUUCUGUGGUCCAGGAAUAUAUCUCCAAGCCGCUGCUGAUUGACAAGCUCAAGUUCGACAUCCGUCUGUACGUCCUGCUGAAAUCUUUGCAGCCCCUGGAAGUUUACGUGGCCAAAGACGGACUCUGCCGGUUCUGCACGGAGCCCUACCAGGAGCCGACGCUCAAGAACCUUCACCAGGUCUUCAUGCACCUCACCAACUAUUCCCUCAACAUCCACAGCGGGAAUUUCGUCCACUCCGACAGCGGCAACACGGGCAGCAAACGGACGUUUUCCAGCAUCCUUGACCGGCUCUCUUCCGGUGGGAUUGACGUCCGGAAGGUCUGGUCGGACAUCAUUUCCCUGGUCAUCAAGACCGUGAUCGCCAUGGUCCCUGACUUGAAAGUUUACUACCAUUCUGACAUCCCUCCUGGGAAGCCGGGACCCUCCUGUUUCCAGAUUUUAGGGUUUGACAUUCUGCUGAUGAGGAACCUGAAGCCGAUUCUGCUGGAGGUCAACGCUAAUCCCAGCAUGAAGAUCGAUUACGAGAAAGAGGUUUCUCCGGGAGUCAUCGAGUACCUCCCGAGCCCUGUGGACGAAGAGGUCAAGGUCGCUGUCAUCCGUGACACCCUCCGAUUGGUGGACCCCCACAAGAAGAAGAGACAGGAAGAGGCGCUAGCGGAUCUGGCCGAGCCCACCUGGCAGGAGAAGGACGAUUCCCUUGACGAAAGGUCCUUGGAAAAACUGGAGCUGAACGGGAGUGUAUCCCCAGAAACAACGGCCCCGGCCAUGUGCCUGAAGGAGGUCUUCCCGAAAUAUGCGAAACAGUUCAACUACCUGAGGUUGGUGGACCGGAUCGCAGACCUCUUCAUCCGUUUCCUGGGUGUGAAAGGGACCACUCGCUUGGGGCCCACGGCUUUCCGGACGUUUAUAAGAAACAGCAAGAUCAGCAACAGUGGCUUCAGCAUGGCUGCUGCCGAUAUCCUGUAUAUUGACAUCACCCGAAGAGGAAGUGGCCUAGGGGUGGACCAAAGGGAUGUGGGUAUGGGCCUGCAGGCUUUCGUGGAGGCGAUCUGUCUCCUGGCCCAGCGGAGGUACAAGUCCCUCUCGCUGCACGAGCAGGUGGAGCUCCUGAUGGACUUCUGCGAAUACCACCUGGCCACCCUGGAUGAGAAGCGCCUGGCCGGCCAGAGCCGCCCCGUCCCCGAGCAUCGCACGGCGGUCGUCACCUGCCACCACGACCGGCUGCAGCUCAGCCCAGCUGCCCACACGCCGCCUCCGUACCACCACGCCCAUAAACUGGUGGAUUAUAGAAGCCGCCGGACCUGAAGGGGUGGCCGAACUUCACCGGGGGGGGGAAUGAUUUCACCUCCCUGGCGAAUGAUUUUGCUGGGGAGGGGAAGGGGGCAAGGGCGCCCUCUCUCGCACCAGCGACAAUUUUUUUUGGAAGGGGGUUUGCGUCCUCUGCCUUUAUCCGCGGUUCCUAAAAGCAGUGGCUGGCCAUUUGCGACGUCCCAUCAAAGCCAGAGGGGCACUCUUGGGUAUUUCAACCUGCUGGAAGUCAUCUCUGCGGUCCAGGAGCCGAACCGGCGAGGGAGUCAAGCCAUCUUGCUGAAGAGGAAGCCCCCCCCCAUGGUGGUCAAAGUCUGGGUCCAGCGGAGAGAAGCUUUCCUGGCCUUUUGCCUUGAGGGAGGGAGGAGGAAAUCGGAGGGAGGGUGAGGCCCCCCUGGGAGAAAUUGGGGGUGGGGAUGGGGGUGUCCGUGAAGGAGAACUAAAUUCCUAUUUAUCUAUUCCAGCUGCUUUUGUAAGGGCUUGUUUCCUUCUGAAAGACCCGAGGCGGGAGGGAGCAGGGUGGCGGCCUUGCUAUUGGAGCUCGGCAGCGCGGGACGCUUAUUUCACUUGUAGAAAGUCAUGGGUUCCCAAAAACGCUGUUCGAUGGGCGAGGCAGCGAGCCCUCCUCAGCAUGCAUGCACAUGGAGUAGCUCUGCUGUCCGACUCCAGUUCAUUCUCCUGCACACACUCACAGUUUUGGGGAGUGGGGUGGGUGGGGCCCCGUGUAGUUCUUACCCUCGUAAACCGAACAGCGGUGGAGCUUUGUGUGAACUCUGGGGCCCUUGCAUGCUGGGAAUGAGGUGGGUGGGGUGGGAAUAGUUAUUUUCAAGGAAUAAAUUAGCUCUCCACACAAGUGCACUGAUCACAAUCUGCAUGCAUUCGCUUUUGGAAGCCUGCAUGUAUGUUCCACAACCUCCCAACGGCACUGGGCAUGUGCCAGAAUUUGUUACUGGAUGCAAAUCAGCUUCCGUUAACACAAAAAGCAAGGAAAACCAAGCUUCUAGUCCUCAAGACGAAGUAGCCACGCCAAAAAAAAACUCUCAGAAGCUAUGAGCAUGUGCAUUUGUGAGGUCGAGCAGGGAAAAGGCAGGAUUCCAGACAGAUUUCCAGAGAUCGGAGGGGCGAAAUGGCCUUCGACUCCUACAUAACUCUUCACAAUCGCCUCCUCCAUUGAACAGAAAGACCUUGUGAAAAAUAGCCAGACUAUGGUGGUUCGAUAUGCAUUAUUUUAUAAACAGGCUGCAGAAUUCAUUGGGAGAUUUUUCUGCACGAGUUGAGACGGGUUUUUCUUCCAGCUCAGAAAUGCAAAGUUGGCUUUCGUCCCGGGUCAGUUUUGUCUUGGACGAAGUCUUGUGGAAGUAGAGAGAGCGGUAGGCGAGGAAGGGGAGCAGGGGGACCGGUUGGCUGAGAGGGGCCACGCUCCGUGGCCUUCAGAGAUGGAUGCAGCCAGUGUCAGCCUGAAAUGGUGCAGGAUUGGUCAAGGCUGGUUGUAGAAGCUUCUCACUAUCAGCCUGUUUUUUUUGGGGGGGGGCGGAUGUGAAAUGAUCAGGAAGAUUAUUAUUUUCUCUGUCAAGAGGAAACAGGCGGCUUGGAGCGCUGGCAGCUGUCAACACAGCCCGAGCGAAAAGAGGGCCAUUCUCUCCGCCCCCUUAUUUUCUGCUGUAACAGAGUCUUUGAAGAUGCUCUCACGCAGAAAAAUGCUUCCAUCGGUGCAGGGCGAGAGCGGGAAUUUGUCUCCCCAUCAGCAGCAUUUAGGAGAAAAUAGCUGACGUGCGCCUUUCUGCCAGGUGAUUUAUGUCUCACUCAGAUGGGCUGGAGCAGGCAUUAGAUGUCCCAGGAGAUGUGGUGGGAAUGUGCUGUACGGAUCGUGGCCGAUCCACUCCCUCUGGGACAGAGAAAGCUGCAGAACGCAAACUGGGCUUUCUCUGCCCAACUCCUGUAAGGUUGGGCUA